Molecule: messenger RNA, 2113 nt
Organism: Aethina tumida (small hive beetle)
Lineage: Eukaryota; Metazoa; Arthropoda; Insecta; Coleoptera; Nitidulidae
Product: switch-associated protein 70-like
Exons: 4
Coding region: 226-1833 (535 amino acids)
Cellular component (GO): cytoplasm; nucleus
Source: RefSeq, a predicted model, not a curated record
CGCCUCGUAAAAUGAUAAACGAACCAUUCCCUCUCCGACUCCGAAUUCAGUGCCGCACCAUAAACAAAGUGAUCCGUUCAUCACCCACCGUCAAUCUGUGUUCUUCUCGUCAGCUGAUCGACGCACAGCAGGAAGCCGUUUCUGGGCAAUGGUGGGCGACAGAGUCGCGGACCUCCUUCCACCGACUGACUCACGUGCACCGCACAACAUCGACAUAGAGUGAGAAUGGCUCUUUUGCUCGAGAACGUAACAAACUGCGUCUGGUUGGCUUUUGCCGCCUUGCUGCAGGAGCAACCCGGAUUCGUCAACAAGUCCAAGCUUAAGGUCCUCACGGCAAACAUUGGUACACUCUUAGAUCUAUAUGGUGUCGAAAAAGGCUUGGAGCACUUCAGAAGCACGACGACCCUCAAUUUCAACCAGUUCAAGUAUUAUUUGCAAAACGAAGUGUUCGCUUCAUUACCCAAUACUAUUUUAAUCUCUGAAUUGAGAGACUACGAAAAUAAAAUCGCCGAGAUUUGCUGGUUGGUGUGUCGGAAAAAGUAUUUAGCUAGGAAAAAUGGCAUCUUCUCUGACGAGUGUAUUUUUAAAGUAUUCAGGAUUUUCUGCGUUUUGGCAGAACUCACCCCAGACACCAACAACGAAAAUACCUAUCAAGUAUUAUUGCAUCCAUCGGAGGUACAACAUAUCGGACAAACACUGGCUAACUCACUUGGUUGUACUUGGGACGACGAAGAUUUUACCAGUUUGAGUGUUUCAAUGGGCAAUUUCCGGCUUACACCUUUCAUAGCAGUCUUGGAAUCUAGAUGUUUGAAUGGAGUGAAGGAUAAUGUUGCUAUUUCCGAAGCUGUUACCGACAUUUACCAAACAAUCGUCGAAGAUGUAAUCAAAAAAGGCUUUAUGUCCAAAAAGGGCUUUAUAUUUCCAACAAUGAGGGAAUACUGGUUCGUUUUGAGACCUUCAGAACUGACGUAUUAUAAGGGAAGAUCAGAAAAGGAUAAGUGUGGAGUUCUGCCUAUCGAACCUGGAAGCAGGGUUGAACCCAAAGCUGGAUAUAAAAUAAUCUUACAUACUCCCGAAAGAGCCUACGAAUUGGGCACCACUGAUCAUAUGACUAGGCUUCAGUGGAUAUCUGCACUGCAACUUGCAUCCGAACAUUCAGGUAGUAACCAGAGUUAUCAAAGACUACAAACAGCAAAAAGACGACAACAAAGACAAGGACGAAUUCAAGAAAUGAUUCGAGCCCGUGCCCAACUGCAACAAGAACGAACAGCCCGGCAAGCCGCUGAAGGCCAAGCCAAAGAAUUAGAAGCGGUAGUAAAGGCAGAUUCAAGAAAGCUGACUGAAUUGGAACAAAUGAAGGAAAAGUUAGAGAAGCUUCUAGAGGAAGAAACCCAGGCGAAAAGGGAUGAGGAGAUUGUAAGGGGUUUGCAGGCAAGAGUCUUGGCGGAAGAAUGGGAGAAACGGGAGGAAUUGGAAAGGUUACAAGAAGAACAGAAGCAAUUAUUAGAGGAAGAGAGAGGAAAAAGAAUUGAGUAUGAAGAGUUGCAGAGGCAAAAAGAGGAACAACUUAGAAGUGCUGAACAACGAUUAAUUCAGUUGGAACUGGAGAGGCAAGCGUUGGAUGAACAACUUAAAUUGGCCCAGAAUAAAGCAAAAACAAGUGAAGAUAUGAAGGAACUUUUAGAAGCAAGACUGUAUCAAGUUUCUCCUCAAAUUCGAAUUAAAGAAGGCGAAAGAGUUAGAAGAGCACAUUCUUUUAUGCCAAGCACAAAAGAACGACCAGUUAUAUUAGAAGUAAGAUCUGCUACUUUGAAGAAAAAGGACAAGAUAUGAUUGUUAAACGAUACGAAGUAUUUUAGUUGGUAUAACACUGACAAAUAAAUAAUACUAGUAAUUAAUAUAAAAUAAUUAUUGUCUAGUCAAGGUGCUCUUGUAUUUUUUAUUGAUAUUGACACGCAUUUGAUUAUUGUUAAUGACGUGUUAAAUUUAUUUAUUAUGUAAUUGUUUUCUUACAUAACUAAUUGAACUAAUUACAUGUUAAAACUAGAAUAUUUUUAUAAAUUACAAUACCCUAUUAUAUAUAGUAUUUAGUAAUAUAUUAAUUAAGUUUUAA